This is a messenger RNA of Scaptodrosophila lebanonensis, 4994 nucleotides long. RefSeq names its product ubiquitin carboxyl-terminal hydrolase Usp2 (gene Usp2). Gene Ontology annotation, biological process: protein deubiquitination. Gene Ontology annotation, cellular component: cytoplasm. Gene Ontology annotation, molecular function: cysteine-type deubiquitinase activity. Bases 592 to 4239 code for a protein of 1215 amino acids. NCBI's taxonomy places the organism in Eukaryota, Metazoa, Arthropoda, Insecta, Diptera, Drosophilidae. The record is from RefSeq and is a predicted model, not a curated record. The transcript has 9 exons.
CCCAAAAACAGAAACAGAAACAAAAAUAAUAACUAACUAACUAACAAAGAAACUAACUAACCAACCAAGCAACCAACCAACCAACCAACCAACCAACACAUCCGCUAGAUAUCCAAGUCGGUUGGUCUAUGGGCCAAAGCUAUCGUAGCAUCUAAUUUUCUAGAGCAAAGAAACCAUAAAUUAAAAGUUAAAAAAAGAAAAAAAAAAAACAAUUAAUACAGACACCACAGAAACCAAAUCCUGGCAUUAGGCAGGCGCUGAAACGAAAGUUCAAAACAAAUUAAAAUCUCUCAGUUCAUCGUAGUAACUUGUAUGGGAACCGACAGUCGAAUGCGUAUAAUGUAGUUUGAGAGAAUGUAUUUUUGAAACCAAUCACUCAAACGCAUACAACAGAAAGGAUCGUGUCGAGCGGCGAUAAAGUGUUGAGAACGUGGUCAUCCAAUUAAGUCCAUCGCACUUGCGUUCGCCACCAAAGCCGCAACCGUGGGAACAAGCAUUAGAGGCGCAUUUAAAGAGGCAGGACGAAGCAGGAUAGCCUCAGCUGUAGCCAUUGGAGGGGAGGGAGCACGUGCUACGUCGCCGUCUCGUCAAAUGAUGUUAGACGUCAAGAAGACGAGAGGUGGUGCGUUUCACAAAGUUCCAGCAGCGUCCAAACCACAGGCAGAGUCGAGCGCGAACAGCGCGUCACCAGCAGCGACAACAGCAACGACAGCAACAACAAUUGCUUCAGCUGUGAACAGUGCCCGAACAGUAGCCGAGGAGCGUUCACAACAGCAAACGCAGCCACAACAAUCGCACCGCGGUGUCAUCAAGUUGCCCAAAACUAGUGGCACGGCAUUGAGGCCAGGGGCAGGCAAGGCGCCGAUAGCGACGGUUAAGUACAGCGGUGGCGCUCCUGGUGCAGGCAGUGCUGUAGCUGCAGGUGGAGGUGCUGGCUCUGGUUCUGGUACUGGUACUGGUACUGGCAAUCCUGUGCGUCUGGCCAAUCAAAAAUUCUUUCUCUUGCCCACCUUCAAGGAUCCCAGCUUUCUAAAGGACGAGUGUGAAUUGGCGCAUGCACAACUCACGGGAGCCAGCAAUCACAGUCAUAGCCACAGUCAUAACCACAGCCACAACCACAGCCACAGCCACGGCCGUAGUCACAGCACCGCAGCGGCUAAUCAGAGCAACCAGCCGGCACACGGAAAGCAUCCCAAGAUACUGCUUAAGAGAUCCAAGGCGAGCAACGGCAGCGUAGGUGGCGACGAUAACAAGAACAACAACAACAACAACAGCAACAAUAAUAAUACAAAUAGUAAUAGCAUUGGCGGAAGUCGCCACUCCAAGGGGAUAACAACAAGCAGCAGCACAGCCAGCAAAGCAUUGGUAGCCACCGGCUCCAGCUCGGCGCCUGCAUCGGGCGUCCUACUGAAUGGGAUGCGUCGUCCCGCUACACUCAAUGGCAAUCAAACUGUUGGCGCUAAUCAUCGGCUUCCGAACGGAACAGGGACAGGAACAUCAUCAUCAUCAGCAGCAGCUGGAGCAACAGCAGGAGGAGCAACCGCUGGCAGUGGCAGCAGUACAGCCAACACAACCGUCCACAGAAUUGACAUUAAAUAUAAUAACGCUCCAGUCUCCGGGAGUCGCUCCAAAUUUCAAACAUCAACAACACCUUUAACGCCUCCAAAGCUGCAGCCAAAAGCGGUUGCUAGUUCAACUAAUCUAGCUGAUAAUUUGAUAAGCGGCAAGGUGAAGUCGUUGAGCGGCAGCAACAGUCACAGCAACAGCAACAACAACAACAGUGCCGUCUCCUCCGUCAUGAACAACAAUAAUAAUAAUAACAACGGAAAUAACAAUAUGCAGCAGCAACAGAAUCAACAACACGACGACAUAACUUAUAUCGAUAGCGAUGAGAUGCCCCCACCAAACGCUGUAUCGAGCAUCGACAGAUCGGGAGGCACUGCACCAGGUGGGGGCGGGCCUUCAAGGUCUGGCAUUGCCUACUUUAAGCCCAUAACGCCACCAAUGCAGCUGCGAAGCGUCCAGCAGGGAUACAACCACGAGCGCAAGCUAGGUCGCAGUCCCAGACCCAAGUCCACGAUCAUCUCCUCGAACAAUUCGAAUUUUGCCGCCAACUAUGAGAAGUUCAAUGGCAGUUACAAGAAUGCCAAUGGCGAGCAGCGCGAGAAUAACAGCGGCGGCGGGAGUGCCGGGAGUGGGGGUGGAGGCUAUAACCCUCGUUGGUAUGGCAUCGAUUCCCUUAGCAUUAAGGCCUCCAUAGAGAAGUUCAAUAAUCUAAGCAAGCAGAAGCGCAUGCCACCAUUGCGCUUGACAACAACUACACAGUCGGGAACGGCGGGAACGGCAGCCGCGUCAUCUGGAGGAGGAGUUGUAACCGUUGCCGGACGAGGUGGUGAAGCCGAGCAUGCCACCACUGGCAGUAGCAGCAAUUUACAACAACGCUAUAGCAGCGAUCUGGAUACGGUGACUCGGAUGGCGGCAGGCUAUAGUAGUUCGCUGACGCGAGCGACUUAUCGCAAUAGUGGGAGCAGCACCACUCAUGGCACAUCUGUGGGUCGUCUGGCCACGGCUAUGGUUACCAAUGUGCCGGCACCAUCAAUGACCACAGCUGUUGUGGCGCCUAUCAGUAAAACCGGUCGCGCCACCAGCGGCCUAGUCUUGCAGAAUGGAUGUGCUGCAAAAUAUGCGCGCAAUGCCCACAGCUAUGAGAACGGUGGAGCGGGAGUAUCAACCAGCAGCGGCGGUUGUAACAACACGGUCCAACAGGAAUGUGCGGCAACUACAUCGGGACAUGCAAUGUCCAUGGUAACGCUGCCAAACACACUCACUACCGCCAGCAAGGUAAAACAAUGCUCCGCCUCUUCCUCCACCAACUCCACAACCACCACAGCCAACACCACCACCACUAGCAACAGCCAUAGCCAUAACCAUAGCCACAGCCACAGCACUUCCAACAAUGAUUGCGGGUAUUCUUCCACAAUAACAACUUCGUCGUCAUCGUCUGCCUCCGUCUCCGUCUGCGCUGCCACCUCGUCCUCGGCGUCCAGCACAUCGACACCGAGCGACUGUGCGCGUCAUGGCACAAGCUCUGCACGCUCUUCGGCAAUGCCGCCGGUGUCGCCUACGCCUAGUCGUUACGGCAAUGCCUCGACGUCCAUCAUCGGCUCAACUGUGCUAAGCAGCUCCAACAAGCAUAAUAUCAACAGCGGCCUUGACGAUGCCUACAAAAGUGCGCGCGACGAGAAGUCUGAAGGUCUCUGCGGUCUACGAAAUAUUGGCAACACAUGCUUCAUGAACUCUGUCAUUCAGUGUCUAAGCCACACCACAGAGCUGACACGAUUCUUGCGUUCACAUCAUGGUACACGCACGGGCGCCACCAAGGAUCAGUUGAUCUUAAACGAAUUUGCCAAACUCAUACAGGAAAUGUGGACUGCGAAUGUGCACAGCGUGACGCCCGUGGAACUGAAGCGGGCCUUCUCGACAAAACAUCGCAUGUACAGCGAUUACAAUCAGCAGGAUGCGCAGGAGUUUCUGCGAUUCUUCUUAGACUCUCUGCACUCCGCCCUAAACUCGGGUGUCAAGGGUGAAAUGCUGAACAUUGACGAUAAUCUCAGUGACAAUAAGAAGGCCGAUUUGACCUGGGAGUGGUAUGCACGCCAUGAGAAUUCGCUGAUACGCGAUCUAUUUGUGGGUCAAUUGAAGAGCACCCUAAAGUGCACAACUUGCGGAAAUACAAGCGUCACAUUCGACCCCUUCUGGGAUCUGAGUGUGCCGUUACCCUCGUCGUCGCGUUGUAAGCUGGAUGCGUGCCUAGAUCUUUUCAUACGCGAAGAGGUGCUGGAUGGGGAUGAGAUGCCCACAUGCUCUAAAUGCAAGACACGACGAAAAUGCACCAAAAGUUUUACCAUACAGCGUUUUCCCAAAUACCUGGUUAUACAUCUCAAACGCUUCUCCGAAACACGCUGGAGCAAAUUAUCGAAUAUUGUUGAGUUUCCCACAGGAGAUCGUGAACUCAAUAUGGGCUCAUAUGGCGCCAACUUGAAUUCAAAUGUGCAUUAUUCGCUUUAUGCGAUAUCCAAUCAUAUGGGCUCGACGGCUGGUGGUCAUUACGUGGCUCUCUGUAAGCAUCCAGUAUCACGGAAGUGGCACGAAUUCAAUGACAACAUUGUCAGUGAUGCCUUGCCUGAAAACUAUCUCGUUUCAUCCAGUGCCUAUAUACUUUUCUACGAACGUGCGUAAGGGUAAAAAGAACACAAACCAAUUAACUAACAAACCAACCAACCAGCAUUGUAAAAUGCACAGUAAUAUGAAAAACAGCAACAAAAUCUCCCCCUUUUUAGUGACGACGCAUCGUAGAAUUGCAUAAAACUUAAACUAAAAGAAAUUAAAAAAAAAAAAUAGCAAAACUAACUCAACAAAACGAGAAAAUUCAGCAACGGCGAUUAAAAAAACACGGAAAGAAAAUCUAUUUUGAUGCAAUAAUCUAUUUUGAUUCAAUAAUAUUUAUAAUUGGUAUGCAUCGGCCAUAAUGAUUGAUGUUGAAUGAUAAAGAAACUGUAUAUAUAAAAACAAAACGAAAUUCGAUGCUAAAGGAAAAAUCAAGUUAAUGAACAUGAAUAUUUUGUGUAAACUCCCGGCAAACCAAACAGCGAACAUCUCUAAAAAUUUUGAUGCGCAGCAGAGAAAAUGCUUUAGUAAUAAUAAUAACAACAACAACAGCAACCACAGUAGCAGCAGUAGCCAGCAACUGCAACAAAACCUAAAUUUGUUCUGCAUUUCUUUGCCAUCAUUUUCUAUCAUUUUCCGACAUUUUUGGCUAACUAGUUCUAAAUUGACUUGUCACUUUGUUAGAGAGAAUUACCAAAACCAAAAAUAAGCUGUCUUUUGAAAUAUUUAUUGUUAAUUGUUGACAGGCGUAGCCAUCUAUCUCGUUUAUGUGUUGUUGCUUAUUAAAAACAGAAAUAAUAAUAAUAAAAAUAAAAAAAAACAGUCAA